GAGAGACUAAACCCUGAGCUUUAAUUUUCCUUGGCUUAUUGUCUGCAGUGAUGCAGCUCGCUCUACCGACACGUUAGAGCCCGUUCUGGCUGACCGGCGGGGGAGCCCGGUGCAAGCUGUGAUCAGGAAAGAUGGAUCUCUGUCCGACCGACCCCUCUCCUCUCCCCAACCGGGUGAUCGCUCCCCCGUUUGGGCCUGACUCAACGCCCCCCGAGCCGACUUCUCAACCGAGCCGACAGUGACCCAGAAGACCCUAACGUGCCCUCGGUCCAUUGAGACCGUCGACUCUUCGUCUUAUUUCAUUUUUUUUUUCACUUCAACCCGCCUCCCCCACCAACUACCGCCCGCACGCACUUUUCCCGGCUCUCUCCUGGAUGGGAAAUCGAGGAAGAUGGAUCAGAUCUUGCCAGGGUGGAUGUCUCUCCUCUGGUUAACAGCGGCGGUUCAGGGCCUGCAGGUCUCGGUGCCCGAGAAGAAGAAAGUGGCCAUGCUGUUCCAACCGGCCCUGCUCCGCUGCCGCUUCUCCACGUCCUCCCGCCAGCCUGCCGUCGUGCAGUGGAAGUUCAAAUCCUACUGCCAGGACCGCACGGGCGAAGCGCUGGGCAUGGCCAACGCCCGCGCCCAGGCCCUGAGCAAGAGGAACCUGGAGUGGGACCCGUUGGUGGACUGCGUGGACAGCAGACGCACCGUCCGCGUCGUGGCCUCCAAGCAGGGCUCCGCCGUGACCGUCGGGGACUUCUACAAGGGCAGAGAGGUCACCAUCGUCCACGAUGCGGAUCUUCAGAUCGGGAAGCUCAUGUGGGGAGACAGCGGGCUUUAUUACUGCAUCAUCAUCACCCCCGACGACGUGGAGGGCAAGAAUGAGGAUGCGGUAGAACUCCUGGUGUUGGGCAGGACAGGGCUGCUUGCUGAUCUCUUGCCCAGUUUUGCUGUGGAUACUAUGUCAGAGUGGGUGUUCGUCGGCCUGGUCAUCCUGGGAGUCUUCCUCUUCUUCCUGCUGGUGGGCAUCUGCUGGUGCCAGUGCUGCCCGCACAGUUGCUGCUGUUACGUCCGUUGUCCGUGUUGCCCGGAUUCCUGCUGCUGCCCCAGGGCUUUGUAUGAAGCGGGCAAAGCCGCCAAGGCCGGGUACCCUCCUGCCAUCUCCAGCACCCCCGGUCCGUACUACAUUCCCUCCGUCCCCGUGGGCAGCGUCUCCUCUUCGGCCAUGCUGAUGGACAAGCCCCACGCGCCUCCCCUCGCCCCGAGCGACUCCGUUGGAGGAAGCCAGAACGCCGUGCGCAAAGGCUACCGGAUCCAGGCCGACAAGGAGAGGGACUCCAUGAAGGUCCUGUACUACGUCGAGAAAGAACUGGCUCAGUUCGAUCCGGCCAGGAGGAUGCGAGAGAGAUACAACACCACCAUCUCCGAGCUCAGCUCCCUGCACGAGGACGACGGGAACUUCCGCCAAUCUUACCGGCAGACGCGGAGAAAGCCGCCCUGUGGCCCGGGGGAACUGGAGGGGGACCCCGAGUAUUGGACGGGCGUCGUGGGGGGUCCCGGCAGGGCCCCCUCGGGCUCCGAUUACAGCCGGGAUGAGAGGGAGAGCUUCAGGCAAAGCCAACAGAGGUCCAAGUCGGAGAUGCUGUCCCGCAAGAACUUCGCCCUGGGGGUCCCGGCCGUCUCCAUGGACGAGUUGGCGGCCUUCGCGGACUCCUACAGCCAGCGGUCCCGCCGGGGAGGGGGCGGCGGCCAGGACCCCCGCGGGGGCGGCCGGUUCGAGCGGUCCGAGUCCCGGGGGCCCUCGGGGCCGGGGCCGUGCCAGGACGGCUCGCUGGAGGGCUACUACAGCCAGAGGAGCCGGAGCCGAGAACCCCUGACGGACCCGGCCCGCGGCUGGGCCUACAGCCCGCCCCGAAAGCGGGCCGACGAGGACCAGCGCCUGCCCCGGCUCGUCAGCCGGACCCCGGGGGCCGGGCAGAUGUACGAACCCCCGUACCUGGGCGGGGUCCUGGAGAGGAAGGCCCGGCCCGAAGGCGGGAGCCUCGAGACGGCCUCCAGGCUCAGCUCGAGGCCCGGCCGGAGAGGGACCGGCUACUACGGCUGGUCGCCGCCGGGCACCUACAAGGCCGGGGGCCGGAAGCCGUCCCCCCCACGGCGGGGCGAGGAGGAGGAGGAGGAGGAGGAGGAGGAGAGGGAGGCGGAGGAGGAAGAGGAGGACGCCCUGCCGCCGUACAGCGAGCGGGAGCUGAGCCGCGGGCCUUCCUACCGGGCCCGAGACCCGCCGUCCUUCCGCAGCAACUCGGAGAAGAGGAGGAAAAAGGAGGUGCCCAGGAAAACUGUGAGGCCGUGUCUGGCGCUCCUGAUCCAAGUGGGAUGAGCGGGGGAACACCAGGCAGCGGACGUUUUCCAGGAACGAAUUUCCCACCAGGAUGUCCCUUGUGGUGUGACGUUCGUUUCCGAGACGGCUCCUCGGCGGAGGCGGACGGAGUGGGGGGGACCCGGACCGAGAUUCGCCGCCGUGGGACGGGCGGCGGAAACCCUGGAGGAUGCUGGUCCCGCUCCCUCGGGCCCGUCGGACCAACCCCGAACCAAUCGGGAAAUCCAGAGAGGGGGUGGUCCCGGCUGCCCCCCGCCCCCAGAGAGAAAAACGCCACCUUCCUGGGCCGCAACCUUUAUCCUCCACCGAGUGCUCUACCUACCGCUUCCCGGGACUCCCUCUGUCCUCCCCUGCUCUCCCAAAAUCCUCUCUGGCUCACGGGGUUUGGGAGCGCGUUACCAGUACCGUAGUCCUUCUCCUCCCGACUGGCAGGCUUUCCGCUAGCGGGUCCAGAUGACCUUGAGUCCACGCCCCCACACCUCCCAUCCCCUCCCCGUAUCGCCGACGUCGGGAAAUUAAAAUCCAUAACCCGGGCCGACGGCCUGACGGGUUUACGGCGGCUCUCGGUGGCUAUACCAGACCAACGGAGCGGUCGUAAUUCUGCUCCCUGCAUUUCGUUCUGAUCUCUCACUCGUGUUGCAGCUGGGACGAAAUGCCAGGGAGUCGAGCCUUUUGGAAAAUCGUCUACCCCAGCGCUCAGUCCGGUGCCUGGCGCAUAAUAAGCGCUUAACGAAUACCAUUACGAAGUCAGCCCCGAAGGGGAUAAAGGUUCCUAUAUUCCGCCUAAUCACGUGACCCACAACCAGCUGGGCCUUGACGGCCCAAGGGUCAGGAUGGCCUAAGCUUCCCUAGUUUGACAUCGCAAGCAGAACCUCGCUGUCACCGGUUUUCUGGCUGUGAUGUCAUCAGGCAACUAGGCAGAACCUCAGGCAAAUAAGGAAGAAAGGAUGCAGGGAGGGAGGAGGGGAAAUAAGGGUGGGCAAGAGAGACCAAAUGGGGUGAGAAACUGGGAGAAAAGCUUUAAACACUGCUUCCCUCCGACACCAAACAAAUGACCGCAUUCUCCAUUCUCCUUUUCUGCAUGCACGUUCGUGUUCCCUCUCGCUUUUCCGCUCUCCGCUCAAGUCCGGGGUGGUAGAGCCGGGCGCACCUUGGCCAUGGAAGCAGCGGUCCCGGUGGGUCUCGGAAAAAGGGAUCUCUCUUUCUCCCCGCCGUGAUUUGAACAAUCGUGUCUGUGUAAGAUCCACGCCUGGUCCUCUCCCUGCCUACCUUCCCGGAGUUCCACUGAGAUGGCUCGGCCCUUCACCACGACAGUCAACCCGAGUCCCCCGAACUCUCUACCAGCCCCGCCACCUGCGUCGUUCCAUCGUACGUCCCGCUCACCGGUGAGGCGAUCCACAGCGUCGGACCCACACGAGGCUUCGGGAGGGCUUAUCGGAUGAGGCGUGGUAAAACCCAUCCCUGAAAUGCCCCCUCUACCGCCCCGGGAGAGGGAGGAGGACUUCCGCUGGGCCCUGCUUGCCCGAAAUUUACCGGGUCCGUUGGUCUCUGGAAAGGUGGUGGCCAAAAUGGCGGGAGCUGCCUGCUGCUCUUCAUGCUCUGAAGUGAUCCAGUCCUAUCGCCACAAAACCACAGAUCAUGGUUCGCCCCUUCAGGCUUCAGCAACUCUGUCGUUGCCCCUCAGCGUCCCGGUACCCCAAAGUCACCGGUACAGGGGAACGUCCCAUCGUCACGAAGCCACGAGCCCCGUUGCCUUCAGAGUGACUCUUCCCAGCCUUCCCUGUCAGGUGGUCGGACGUCAAGGGGAUUCCACCACUCGGAGUUUUGAGAGGGGAAGAGGAGUUGGACAGGGCCACCCCCUCCUCAUUCGGCCUUCCUGGAGAAGUAGGUCGCCCGGGAUUGAACCACAGAGCCUACCGGCCCUCGGGUGCCGGAAUGGCUCCGGACUGCAGUUCCAAAGCUCUGAGAGAUCCGGGGAAGGGUUCGACUUCUCCAUUUCUCAAACUUCGUCUCUGCUCACGGGUCUCGUGGCCUCCGAGAGGCCGCCUGGGAAAGAAGACAAGUAUCUUUUCCCCGGCUCCUCCUGCGGAAGCGGGCAACUCGACCGUCGUAUUAUCUCUUCCAACCGAGCACUGUGUCAGCCUUCUCACCAUCUCCGAGGUCCUUUUACCAACUGCGGAGACCAGAAAUAUUGCUUUUAUUAGAAGGUGGCUUCGAGACGCUGUCAGGGAGCAAGGGAGAGAGAGAAUUAAUAUCUUCUUGGAAGCCUUCGUCUCCUAGAGCAUUUUUGAAGACAAUCUCAGGUUUAUGAAACAACUAGGGGAAGCAGAAUACACUUUGUCCACACUCCACUGCUGGACUACAUCAAUAAUCCAGUUUUUCCAGCCCCAUCGCCCGAGAGAGAAAGCAAUAUACAACGGGCCAUGGGCACCGCUGGAGGCAAAAGGGAGGAUGGGAAAGGUGUUUUCCUGACCAGGGUACAAUGAGUGGCCAAUCAUUCCAUCAGUGGUAUUUACUGAGCACUUACUGUGUGUACAGCACUGUACUAAACGCUUAAGAGAGGACCAGAUGACAGAGUCGGUUGACACCCCUGUCCACAAAGAGCUCCCAGUGGAGAGGACACCGACAUGAGUAUAAAUAAAUCAUUCGUAGAUGUGUACGUAAGUGAGAUGGGGCUGAGGGUGGGGUGAAAUCCCUCAAGUGCUUUGCUGGGAACAAAAAAUGGCAGGUGACUCGUAAGCCACCAUCCUGUCCUCUUUCACUGUUGGUCAAUAUGUCAAUCCGUAGCAUUGACUGAGCUGCUACUUUAUGCAGAACACUGUAUUAAGUGCUUGGGACCGGACGAUAGAGGAGGAAAAGAGAUCAUUCUUGUCCUCAAGGAGUUUGCAAUCUCCUGGAGAAGACGGACAACAAAUACCUUGUAUCUACCUUAGCGCUUGGAACAGUGUUCGGCACACAGCAAGCGCUUAACAGCAGAAGAAGAAAAAGAAGAAGAAAAGUAAGAGAGACGGCUAAGUGAAUAAGCAUUUAAAGAGUAGAAUAUGUUGAUAGAUCCGGAAAAAGCAUUACGGGGAAUGGUGAGUGAAUGGGAAACGGGACGUGAAGCAGAGAAAAUUAAACUUUUUUAGGGCA
Messenger RNA from Ornithorhynchus anatinus (platypus), 5488 nucleotides. It is a transcript of the gene ILDR2, whose product is annotated as immunoglobulin like domain containing receptor 2. Gene Ontology annotation, biological process: pancreas development. Gene Ontology annotation, cellular component: membrane. The record is from RefSeq and is a predicted model, not a curated record. The coding region runs from base 392 to 2356 and encodes 654 amino acids. Lineage: Eukaryota; Metazoa; Chordata; Mammalia; Monotremata; Ornithorhynchidae. The transcript is spliced from 10 exons.